Messenger RNA from Lactuca saligna, 1178 nucleotides. The record is from the annotation of a GenBank genome assembly. Lineage: Eukaryota; Viridiplantae; Streptophyta; Magnoliopsida; Asterales; Asteraceae.
CUAACUAUCAAUGAUUUCAUCAAGGGCCACAAUCCAAUACUAAAAAAACAACACAAGUUUCACUUCUUUAUCCCUUCUGCAGCGAGGGAAAAUCUUCCUCCCAAGGGUUUUGCUCAGGAACAAAAAUGGCAACACUUGAAUCACUACCAAUUUCAUUCUCCCGUCUCUCAUAUUCUUCAAAUCCGCCAUUAAUACUCCCUGCAAGGUUAAAGAUUUCACUUCCCACUUUUACCUCCAAACUCCACCACAAAUCUCACCCAUAUCCCCUUACCAUUUCAAGAAACUUCCAGGUAUUGACAUCAUCAUCAACAAUUCAAGAAGUUCCGGUCGAAGAAAACGAGAAAUCGGAAGAACCCCUGAAAGAAGUCGUACAAAAUAGGCUUUUUGUUCUUAAUCUCCCAUGGUCUUUCGUUGUCGACGACCUCAAGAAACUUUUUAGUGAAUGUGGAACAGUAGAUGAUGCCGAGAUAAUAAUGAGGAAGAAAGAUGGGAAAAGCAGAGGGUAUGCAUUUGUUACAAUGUCAUCUACAGAUGAAGCACUUUCUGCAAUCCAAAAAUAUGAUUCUUAUGAAUUAAUGGGUAGGAUUAUCCGGGUAGAAUUUGCAAAAGAAAACAAGAAAUCAUCAGCAGCACCUCCUGUUUCAGCUCCUGGAGAGAAACGUUACAAGUUGUAUGUGUCAAAUCUUGCAUGGAGAGAAGAUCAGCAGGAUAUGGAUUUGUCACUUUUGCAACUAAAGAAGAAGCAGAAUCUGCAAUUUCCACCUUCAAUGGGAAGGAGUUGAUGGAUAGGGCGAUUACUUUAGCAUUUAGUGAAAAAGAUGCUGAUAAAAGUGAAACUGAAGAAGAUAAUGCUUCUAAUGAACAACCCGCUGAAUCAUAGUUUGUUGAAAACCAAGUUUCACUUGGAUAAGUUUUUUGGCAGUUGAGAGAUUAUAUGGAUGAUUAGUUGAUUACACAGAUGUUUUGAUCAUAAACAAGUUGAAAAUUUUCAAAUGCCAUAUCUUGUAAGUAACAUCUAUCUAAAUGUAUCGUUGAUUAGCCUUGAUUUGUUACAUGUGAUGUUUUUAUUCGUUAGUGAAAUGGUAUGUUAGAUGAUUUGUGUUGAACAAAUAAUUUGGUUAUUGUAAAUGUUAAAUUGAGAUAAUUGGGAUAAGCAAUCAAUCUUUGAUACUCAUCAA